This is a messenger RNA of Rhagoletis zephyria (snowberry fruit fly), 1612 nucleotides long. RefSeq names its product Neurotransmitter transporter-like (gene Ntl). Gene Ontology annotation, biological process: sodium ion transmembrane transport; amino acid import across plasma membrane; nitrogen compound transport. The record is from RefSeq and is a predicted model, not a curated record. Lineage: Eukaryota; Metazoa; Arthropoda; Insecta; Diptera; Tephritidae. Gene Ontology annotation, cellular component: plasma membrane. Gene Ontology annotation, molecular function: amino acid:sodium symporter activity.
CUGUGAUUAUUGCCUAUCCAAUAAUGUUUUUAAGUAAAUUACUUUCUCAUAAAUUACCAUGGAUUGAUUGCAAAAAUGAGUGGAAUACCGAAUAUUGUGUGGAGGUUUUAGAAUUAGGGAAACGUAAUUUUACACACCAUACCGGCUUUCGAACACCAGCCGAUGAGUUUUUUCACUACGAAAUAUUACAAGUUUCUGAUAGUAUAGAAGAAUUGGGUGGCAUCGUUUGGCCGCUAUUUUAUUGUCUGAUCUUUGUGUGGCUCUCCGUUUACGUUUGCAUUAUUCGUGGCAUAAAAACCGUCGGCAAAGUGGUUUAUUUCACCGCGGUCUUUCCCUUCUUCAUACUUUUCGUGCUAUUCAUACGUGGCAUUACCUUGCCCGGUGCAAUGCGAGGUAUUCUAUUCUACAUUAAGCCCGAGUGGUCACGCCUAUUGGAUUUGAAAGUUUGGGCUGAUGCUGCCAUACAAAUUUUCUUUUCACUUGGACCCGGUUGGGGUGGCAUCGUCAAUAUGGCAAGUUUCAAUAAUUUUCGAAAUAAUGCCAGAGGUGAUUCAUUUAUAAUACCGAUUGUAAAUUGUGCCACCAGCAUAUUUGCGGGAUUUGUAGUUUUCUCCGUGCUGGGUUUUCUAUCACAUCAGUCAGGUAUACCAGUCGGUACGGUGGCCACAUCUGGUCCAGGUCUGGCAUUUGUUACAUAUCCCCAAGCAAUUGCUAUGCUACCAGUGCCUCACCUGUGGGCUGCGCUAUUCUUUUUUAUGCUCUUCCUGCUCGGCUUGGAUAGUGUGUUUGUGCAAAUUGAGGCCAUUAUAUCGUCUGUCAUCGAUGAGGUACCAAAACUGCGCAAACAUAAGGCGCUCGUCACAUUGGGAUCAGUAUUCAUUAUGUUUUUGAUGUCAAUUAUAAUGGUGACAAGGGGUGGUAUGUUCAUACUACAACUCUUCGAUUGGUAUUCCGCUUCCGUUUCGGUAAUACUCAUUUGCGUGCUGGAAGUUGUGAUGGUCGCCUGGAUUUAUGGCGUGGAUAAUUUCAUCGACGAUAUUUACUUUAUGAUUGGAAAAAGGCCAGGCAUUGUGUGGAAAUUCUGUUGGAUGUAUCUUACGCCGAUUAUAUUAAUUGUAUGUAUAAAUCGUGUAUUCCUCGUUUUACGUCGGUACCUAUGUAUGUACAUAUAUCAUAACUGUUUCUCUCUCAUCAACCAACAGGGCAUGUUCUUCACCAGCAUCAUAUUCAAUCGAGACAUAACCUAUAACGGCAUAAUUUAUCCACGUUGGGCCAUAGCGCUUGGGUGGCUGAGCUGUUGCAUCUCUAUCGCCUGCAUUCCUACAUAUAUGAUUUAUGCGCUAAUGCGUGGCAAAGGUUCGCUAUUGGAGAUUUUACGAAAGCAAUUGCAAGCCAACGAUUGGACACCGGCAAGUGAGGAGCAUCGAAUUGAAUAUGAGGAGUAUCAGCGUACACGGAAAUUGACGUGUGAAUUGAAUAAUAUAUAUGAGAGUGGCAAGUGUGGCUAAAGUGCGGAUGUGUAGAUUUACAUAAAUAUGUAGUUGUUGUGCAGCAUAGGAAAACACAAAUUAGAUUAUUUUAAAUAAAAUGCAAGCAAGUCCGUAAACAAAAA